This is a messenger RNA of Rhododendron vialii, 898 nucleotides long. RefSeq lists its product as uncharacterized. The coding region runs from base 416 to 757 and encodes 113 amino acids. NCBI's taxonomy places the organism in Eukaryota, Viridiplantae, Streptophyta, Magnoliopsida, Ericales, Ericaceae. The record is from RefSeq and is a predicted model, not a curated record. The transcript is spliced from 2 exons.
AGCACACCGGUAGCAAAUUCAAAAAAUCCCAACGGGAAGAUUUAGAUUCGAAUUGUGCCAAGUCCGUGUGAAACGCAACCAAUCAAUCAAUCAAAAAGCGCCUCUCCGCAUAUUUAAGCCCCAAGCCCGCCCAUACAUUAUCCACACCAACAUCUCAACUAGGGCACAAUUACGCCCGCCGUUCACUCUCAAACUCAGAAGAUCGAUGGAGAAACACGAGGAUUUGGACGACGUCGGCGGGGCUAAUAAGAGGGGCCGGGAGGAGGAGGAGUCAGGCGACAAGGAGGGGGGGGUAUGACCGUAUGAGGAGGAGGAGUCAGUAGGCGAUGAUGAUUCUGAGAACGCGGACGACGACGAGGAUUCUGAGAACAGCGAGGAGGAGGAUUCCGACUUCGACAGUACUGACACUGGUGAGAUGGACGUCGACGACCACGGAGACUGGUUGGAUCUCUCUGAGUUCCUAAAAAAGCCCGAGAAAACCCCCUCGUCCAUGGCCUUUCCGGCUUCAUUUCUCAGGUAUUGUCAGGAGAAGCACAAGCCUCGCCGCCGCAACGAAACCGUCCUCGUCAACAUUGUGGAGGACGACGAGGGGCUGGUCAGGGAGAAGACUUACAGUGUGUGGGAGAGGAAGAGCCAAAACAGGAAGAUUACGAUGGUGAGAAUACCCCUCUCGCUUCGCAUCUUGAUGAAGUCAUGGUGCUUUUAUCAACAUCACACAAAAUGCACAACCAAGAACUUCUUCCACCACAUCAACUGAUAUAACUGGUUCAUUGCUGGUAGCCUGGUACACUUAUGACUUUCUCAUCUUUCUGCUCGUGUUUAUUUUACGUGUACUACUCUAAGUUUCCCUUCAGCAAUUGGAGUUAUUGCCCCCAUUAUCCUUGUUUCCCUGUUUUUU